AAUCUCACGUAUGAUAACUCAACACACGUUAAACAUAAGACGUCACAUCAUGCGUUCUUUGAAUGCUGAAUAUUCCGAAUAAUACUUUCAAUGACGCACAUCUGAUAUUAGGAUUGAACUUUUUCAGAGCCUUAGUGCAUCCUCUCUUUCUAUAUAUGGAAGAGAGAAUGCUGUCGACUUUAAAUGCAUUAACUGACGGGGAAGGAAGUUGUUGUAAGAUGAAAACGGAGACGAUGGAAGGCUAUCUGAAAGACAGCAAUGUUGGUGUCGAUCUCGUCGUUGGAGGAGCAGUGACGCCCACUGACACUGCCAAUCACGAGCUUGCUGCUCAGGCCUUGCUGAAGUUGCGGAUCGCAGUCUUGAUUGUUAAAGCUGCGUAUCAAUUUGAGGAAGGUGCGCGGUUCAUCCAACCAUGCGAGGGUGUUAACUCACGCUACCUAACCAGGUCAUCCGAAUCUGAGUUUUCUGAAAGUGGUUCAGUUGGACAGGGUCUCUAUAAUUCAAAUCCCAGUGGUAUUUUCACACUUGGCAUUGACUCCCGCGAUGAAAAUGAUGAGGUUGACGAGCAACACGACGAGAUACGGGCUACUCCAUCAGAGUGGAUCCUGUUAUUGACUAGCCUUAUCAUCGAGAUUCUGUCUGCUGUUUUUGAUCAGGCUUCCUCCCCAAGUAAGCCUCACUAUGCACUAAUUGGCAUGCUAUUGGCAAUCGGGGCUGUACUUGUUUGCAUCUGGGAGCUCGUUCACAAUGGUAAAAAGGAAAGAAUUGUACUGAGGAGGAGGGGAAUAGUAUGGUGUUUUUACUAUCCACCUCCAAACAACAUGCUUUUUGGUACAUUCGCUGAAAUUACUGGAUUAUGCCUUGCCACUGCUCAAUGCAUUUGCUCGGCAGUGCAGUAUCAUUUCAUCCGUCGUCAUGCUACUAAUCCUAUGAAACUGUCCCCCUUGGCUGCCGUAUUCUUUUUGGGUUUGGUUGUUUCAAAAUUAGUUCAGAAUCACCGGUUCACCGUUGAUGACACCCUUCAGAAUGGUACUUGAGCAACGACUGGAUUCAAGGGAUCAUAAAAAUGUUGUUGGAGAAAAAGACAGACACUAGAAAGGUUUUUUUUUUUCUUUUUUCGCGGGGAAACAUUCCUCCAAGUUGUUACCUUUACACUACCAUGAAAGCUCACAUGGAGAUUAGAUUCCGUAGAAAAAGAAGAUCACUGUUCAAAAGAUUACGUACUUGUUUCUUUUAAUCACAUCUUUUUUUAUGUUU
Molecule: messenger RNA, 1257 nt
Organism: Pyrus x bretschneideri (Chinese white pear)
Lineage: Eukaryota; Viridiplantae; Streptophyta; Magnoliopsida; Rosales; Rosaceae
Exons: 4
Coding region: 63-1037 (324 amino acids)
Source: RefSeq, a predicted model, not a curated record